Molecule: messenger RNA, 6432 nt
Organism: Spodoptera litura
Lineage: Eukaryota; Metazoa; Arthropoda; Insecta; Lepidoptera; Noctuidae
Gene: ATP8A
Product: ATPase phospholipid transporting 8A1
Biological process (GO): phospholipid translocation
Cellular component (GO): trans-Golgi network; plasma membrane
Molecular function (GO): ATP binding; ATP hydrolysis activity; ATPase-coupled intramembrane lipid carrier activity
Source: RefSeq, a predicted model, not a curated record
AUGGAUGAAGACGAGGCGACGACGUCCGGGCUGACAGACGGACCGCCGCUCGAGCAAAACAGAAUAAUCUUCUUGAACAGACCGCAGCCCAUAAAAUUCGUUAACAAUCGAAUAACUACGGCUAAAUACAGCGUUCCCUCGUUCAUCCCGCUGUUCCUGUUCGAGCAGUUCCGCCGCUACUCCAACUGCUUCUUCUUGCUGAUCGGGCUGCUGCAACAGAUCCCUGACGUGUCUCCCACGGGACGCUGGACCACGGUCACUCCGCUCGUCUUCAUCCUCUGCGUCAGCGCCCUCAAGGAAAUCGUUGAAGACUUCAAGCGUCACCGAGCAGACGAUGAGACGAACAGGCGGAAGGUGGAGGUGCUACGCGAGGGCCGGUGGUCCACCAUCCUCUGGCAGGACUUGGUGGUGGGGGAUAUCUGCAAGGUCGUCAACAACCAGUUCUUCCCCGGAGACAUUGUCGUGCUGGCUUCCAGUGAACCACAAGGCAUCUCAUUCAUUGAGACCUCAAACCUGGACGGGGAGACGAACCUGAAGAUCAGACAGGCGCACCAGGAGACGGUGCACCUGGACAAUACGCCAGCUCUCAUCGACUUCAGAGCCACCAUACAGUGCGAGCAGCCCAACCGACAUCUCUACGAGUUCAAUGGAUUGCUUAAAGAUUCUAACAACAAAGCGAUACCACUGGGCCUGGACCAGAUGUUACUGCGCGGCUCCAUGCUUCGCAACACAAACUACAUCUACGGCGUCGUCGUCUACACGGGACACGAAACCAAACUCAUGAAGAACUCCACCAAAGCCCCCCUGAAGCGGUCGUCGAUCGACCGUCAGACCAACACACACAUCCUAUUGCUGUUCUUGAUCCUGUUGACGCUGUCGCUGGUCAGCGCCGCCUUCAACGAGCUCUGGAUGCGCGCGCACAGCGACUGGUAUAUUGGACUCGAAGACGCGCAGAAUGCACAUUUCGUAUUUAACUUUUUGACAUUUUUAAUAUUGUACAACAACCUUAUACCUAUAUCGUUACAAGUUACUGCAGAAAUAGUUAGAUUUUUUCAAGCGAAGUUCAUAUCGAUGGACAGUGAGAUGUACCACGCGGCCACGGACACGCCCGCCAUGGCUCGCACCUCCAACCUCAACGAGGAGCUCGGCAUGGUGCAGUACAUCUUCAGCGACAAGACCGGCACCCUCACCUGCAACGUCAUGGAGUUCCGCAAAUGUAGCAUCGGAGAGAUAAUAUACACGGUCAAGGGUCCCGACGAGAAGCUGGAGGACACGUUGCUGUACCAGAACAUGCAGCGCAACCACCCGACGGCGCCCGUCAUCCGGGAGUUCCUCACCAUGCUGGCCAUCUGCCACACCGUCAUACCCGAGCGAGUGGGCGACCAGCUCAACUACCACGCCGCCUCGCCAGACGAGCGCGCGCUGGUGCUGGGCGCGGCGCAGUGGGGCUACGUGUUCGACCAGCGCACGCCGCGCUCCGUGCGCAUGCGCGCGCCGCACGCCGUGGAGGAGUACUCCGUGCUCAACGUGCUCGACUUCACCUCGGCGCGCAAGCGCAUGUCCGUCAUCGUGCGCACGCCCACGGGUGAGAUCAAGCUAUACUGUAAGGGCGCGGACACAGUGAUCUACUCCCGCCUGGCGGGCGGCGAGCACGCCCAGUACGCCGACACUACGCUCUCACACCUCGAGCUCUUCGCCUGCGACGGACUACGGACGCUCUGCUUCGCCGUCGCUGAUAUAUCUGAGCAGUUCUAUCAGGACUGGGCCAACACGUACCACAAGGCCAGCAUCGCGAUACAGGACCGCGAGCGCAAGCUGGAGGAGGCCGCCAUGCUCAUUGAGAACAACCUGAGGCUGCUCGGGGCCACCGCAAUUGAAGACAAGCUGCAGGACGGUGUCCCCGAGACGAUAGCGGCGCUGCUGAAGGCCAACAUCAACGUGUGGGUGCUGACGGGCGACAAGCAGGAGACCGCCAUCAACAUCGGCCACUCCGCGCGCCUCCUGCACGCCGCCAUGCCGCUCGUCAUACUCAACGAGGACAGCCUCGACGGCACCCGCGAGUGCAUAAACCGUCACACCGCAGAGUUCGGUGACAACUUGCUGAAGCAGAAUGACGUGGCUCUCAUCACAGACGGCAAGACCCUCAAGUACGCGAUGGGAUGUGACCUGAAGAAGGACUUCCUCGACCUGUGCGUAUCCUGCAAGGUGGUUAUCUGCUGCCGAGUGUCGCCCAUUCAGAAAGCUGAGGUGGUAGAGCUGGUGUCAUCGUCGACGGGCGCCGUGACGCUGGCCAUUGGCGACGGCGCCAACGACGUGGCCAUGAUACAGCGCGCCUCCGUCGGCGUCGGCAUCUCCGGCGUCGAGGGGCUGCAGGCCGUCUGUGCCUCGGACUACAGUAUCGCCCAGUUCCGCUUCCUUCUCCGUCUACUUCUGGUGCAUGGUGCGUGGAACUACUCCCGCAUCAGUAAACUGAUCCUGUACUCCUUCUACAAGAACAUCUGCCUCUACGUUAUCGAGCUCUGGUUCGCCAUAUACUCCGCUUGGUCUGGACAAAUUAUAUUCGAACGCUGGACGAUAGGUUUCUACAAUGUGAUCUUCACCGCUUUGCCGCCCUUCGCCAUUGGACUCUUCGACAAGCUCUGUUCCCCUGAAAUCAUGCUGAGGCACCCGGUGCUGUACGUGCCGUCGCAGCAGGGCCUGUUGUUCAACGUGCGCGUGUUCUGGGUGUGGGCCGUCAACUCCAUCCUGCACUCCGUGCUGCUGUUCUGGCUGCCCAUGCUCAUGCUCAGCCACGCCGUCGUCUGGCCCGCCGCCCGGGACGGCGGGUACCUGCUCAUGGGGAACAUCAUCUACACUUACGUGGUGCUGACGGUAUGCCUGAAGGCAGGACUGACCACACACUCGUGGACGUGGGUCACUCACGUCGCCAUCUGGGGCUCCGUCGUCAUGUGGUUCAUAUUCGUACUCAUCUACAGCAACGUGUUCCCGACGGUGAUGAUCGGCGCAGUGAUGCAGGGCAUGGACCGCAUGCUGUUCACCUCGCUGGUGUUCUGGCUCGGCCUCAUACUCAUCCCCGUCGCCACGCUCAUCCCCGACAUGCUCGUCACUGUCAUCCACAACUCCAUGUUCAAGUCGAUGACAGAGGCCGUGCGUGAGAGCGAGAUAAAGCAGCGCGACCCCAGCGCACUGCUCACUCACCCCAGACACUCCGCGGCGGACGCGCGCCACGCGCUCGUGCGGCUGGCGACGUACGGGUUCGCGUUUUCGCAAGAAGAAGGCGGCAGUGUGUCGCAGGCGGAGAUGAUCCGUGCUUACGAUACGCGGCAGCCGCGGCCGCAGCAGUCGUGAGCGCGGCGCGCGCGCAGGGGUGGCUGGGCCGGCCGAGGCCCCGCGAGCGGGCCGGGCGGGGCGGGCUGGACGGGCCCCGCGAGCUGGCCGGUCGGGGCGGGCUGGACGGGCCCCACGGGGCCGCUGCGACCUCUACACCGUCUGCUAGUCCGCGGGCCGCGCCCCGCCGCCCACACACGUACAAACUCUUCUCACCCUCUCUCGGAAACAAUAUCACUGUUGUUGUUUUAGUUAGCGUCACAGACAAACAAUAUUGUUACAGAUUCCUAUUAUUUAUUGAAAAUCACGAUCAUGACAAAUGUUACGAGUAUGUUGUAUGUCUAGUGUUACCGUACUUACGUAGGACUGUGUGCAUGCACCUCGUCUAUAUUACUAUAUUAUAUAUUAAUAUAACUUAUGUAUACAACGUAUAGUAUAAUGACUGUGGAUGGUAUACAUCAUCUCCAGUUUUUCUAUCUAUUUUGAAUGUUUUACGAGUUUCGGUCACAGGGAAUCAUGAUUUUAAAAUCCUAGACCAAAAAUUAGAUUAAAGUCUUUUUAAAAAUCUGUACUUUAAGUUGUAACUGAACGCGUUGCGGUUUACUUGUCGUGUUCUGGCGUCGGUCGCGGGGGCAGUGGCCGGGCUGGGCCGGGCUGGGCCAGACUGGACCGGACUGCGCGAGUGAUGGGAUCGUUCUCUUGUUUAUUACUCUUGUAUUGGAUACAGUCUCAGAGCUACAUCCAUGCCUUUGAUUACCAAAAGACUUGUUCAUAUAAUUUCCGUGUAGGCAGCAACUAGAUCCCUCUAUAUUGCAUUCGUUACUAGUUUUGUUGUUAGGUAAGAAAUAAUUUAUUUAUUCAAUAUAUUGCAAUGUUGUUUCACAUUAAAUAGUUAGGGAAGUACCAUAAUAAAUUAAUAACUUUGUAAAUUUUCAUUUAUUUUUGUAUGUGCGGGGUCCUUUGACAUUAUCAUUUUAAUUCAUAUAAAAAGACUCGUAAUAUACUUUUAAAAGAUUAAAGGAAAUUUCGGUGAUAGCGGCUACAAUUAUGAAGAUUAAAAUAUAUUUAAUUGUCGUGUCGGGCCGAGUUAAUUGUUGUCCAAUCUAUUAUGUAAUAAUUACAUUUUAAGUACAAGCGUAGGUAGACAUGGAAGGGCCCCGGCUAUUUACAUUGAUUUAGUUUACACGUGUAAAGCUGUAAGUACUCGAUAUUAUUUUUGUAUUCUUAUUUCAGACAAAACAUGGCCUAUGUUCCGUUGUAUCACAUAUUAUGCAUCUGCAUUAUAUACUAGGGAGGUACAGUCGCGUGUACAUAGUGUAACGCUGUACUGACGCGCUAGUGUUCAGCAUUCAGUUUACAAAAUGUUUAAUGCUUACAUGAGUGUACAUAUAUACUAUUAUAUAAAUUAUACACUUGUAUGUACAUGCUACGUCUAAAUUGUGAUGUCGCUUUGUUGAGUAGAAAUGUAUUAAUUAGAUAAAUUAUAACACGACUUAUUGUUUCUUGGUGCAUGACUCAAAAUGCAAAUCAAAUUAAAUAUUUUUAAAAUGAAAUCGAUAGUAAAUAAAUCGAAUAUUCUAACUUUGGAGCACCUUUGAAUCUCGAAGCGUAAUGUGCACUCGAUAUUUGAUCACCCACAUUGGCACGGAAUUCAUUAAUUUGACAUUACUUAAUAUCGUCUAGUCAGCCAAUUUCUACAGUUUUUUGAACAAAUUAUAUUAAUCAUAGCAGCUUUUUAAACUCCUUGUGUAAUAUACAUAGAUCGUUACACUCGCGUUUAACUUAAUGGGGGAAAUAUUGCAUUAUGUUAGAAGGGGAUGGCAACAGUGAGUACGCAGCGAUACCCAACGGCAGUUUUGUUUAGAAGAAGGAAUAAGAAUUUGUUAUAUGUAUAUCUACCAGAAAUUCUGGAUUAAGAUUGCAUUGUGUUUCGUGAGAUCUCCCCUCCCCAAUGUAUCCCCGAAUCCCCAAGAAUCUUCUUCCACCUCUUCCUCUUCUUAUUUCUAACCCCCAAAAGGCCGAGAACGCACUUGUAACGCCUCUGGUGUUUCGAGUGUCCAUGGGCGGCGCCGACUGCUUACCAUCAGGUGGUCCGUCUGCUCGAUUUCUGGCUUACCCAAUAAAAAAAAAAGAUUUCCCCCAGACGUUAAACACGGGUUCAUUGUACAAGUAGUUUAAUAAUUGAACACUAUUAAUUAAUUAAAGUAAAAUAAUUGUGAUACGUACUGAAUGAGGUGAACAUUUUCAGACUCUUUACAUGGUCGCUAGAAUAUAUUUUAAACAAACUGAUAUUGUCGCGUACGGUUCAUAACAGUUUAUUAUUGUUAACUGUUUAACGUUUAACUUUAAGUUAUUUUAAUGCGUGGGAGAUGUGGGGUCGAGACAACUAGGGAGUGAACUCAAACACAUUAUAAUGGGUAUUAAAAGGUUUUUGUGAUGUUGAAAAUCUGUGAACAAUACCCAAAUAUGAAGACAGUCUUAUAUAUUCUAUUCGCCAUCCAUUUAUGCCUUCUGUUUAAUUAUAAUUAAAAAAAUUGGAAAUACUAAGAAUGUUAUCAGCUUUACGUGUCUAAAAUACAUGCAUACCUCGUUAAGUAGUGAAUGUAUUAUUUAGUAAAUACUGAAAUCAAAUGUAUAGGAUUCCAUAACAUAGUGCUUGUUAACGUUUUGUAUUGAUAUUUAUUGUAUGUUAAUUAAUGAAUUAUUAAAGUUUUAUCAAAUAAAAUCCAAAGGCCGUUCGUUGUUAAUAUAAUAGUAUAUAGUGCUUUGUCUGUAAGAUGACAAAAGUUUAAAAUUAUGGCUUGUGCGAUAUUGAUUUUUAUACCAGUUAUAAAAUAUGUUCUUUCAGUGAAAGACACUUAUAUUGUUAGUUAAAUUGUGGUUUAAAUUAUAAAAAUAUAUGUAUUAUUCAUUUUGUACUCGAAUCCCAAUUAUUGUAGUCGAAAAUUUUAUUAAAGAGGUUUCCAAAUAUGGCAAAAUAAUGUAAUGGUCUGAUGAUAAUAAUGUCGUCUAAGGCGGACCCUGUCACUGGGCACCACAUCUCCUGCGCAGCCUGUUCUUGUGGAUGUAACAGAUAAAAAAUAUAUAAUUUGUUCUCGUUCUUUA